This is a messenger RNA of Penicillium taxi, 888 nucleotides long. RefSeq lists its product as uncharacterized. Bases 1 to 888 code for a protein of 295 amino acids. NCBI's taxonomy places the organism in Eukaryota, Fungi, Ascomycota, Eurotiomycetes, Eurotiales, Aspergillaceae. The record is from RefSeq and is a predicted model, not a curated record. The transcript has a single exon.
AUGAAUGAGUUGGAAGAGCGUCCCAGUAAAAGCGCCCAUAAGACCGCCUGGAAACUUGAGUUGGAGAGAUGUCAAGCUUAUAAGGACCGUGAGGCUGUCUAUGUCAAAAAUGUGAGGGUCCGUCUCCCUGUGAACGUCAAGGAAGACUCGAAGGCAUCCAAGGUGAAGGCAGCGCAAGCUUUUGACUUCAAUCUUCGUCAUGCUAGCUGGCUCAAUUGGAAACUGAAGAAGAAUAACGUCUUUGAGAACCAAGAAGAAGAACGGAAGGCUUUCAAUCGGUGCUAUAUCUUCAGCCCGGGUAGUCGGAAGUCCAACAUGCUGUUCCAGUAUGGACUGCGAUAUAUCCCAGGCGAAAAAGAAUUGAACAUCUACCGCACUGUGAUGAUCGACUUCGUUCCCCAGCACAUGGCAAUUUCUGAGAUCCUGCACAGCAUUCGUGGUGGUGCAGUUCACUCUGCAUACUUGGCUGACACCGUGGCGAUCAAUGGAUUCAAGACUGCUAAGAUCACUUUUAUCAAUCAGAAGGGAGCCAUGAACUUCUUCAAGUGUGUCCAGAAAGAUGGAUUUUAUGUCGGUAUCAACGUCCUUCCGGUUUAUGUCGUUCGUUCCCCUUCGUACCCACCCGAGUUAUCCACCACUGAUAUCCAGGGUGGGCCAACUCGCUGCCUGAAAGUUCGUUCAAACGGAAGCAAAUUCCUGAAGAAGGAAAUUUAUGGUCUUCUGUCGUCCUCCCGCCUGGGUACAUACGUGGACAACUUUGGAGUGGACAACGUUGAGGGGGAAGUAUCGAUCCGAUUCAUUUCGGUCGAUGCGGCCCUGCUGACCGUUGGCAUACUGCGACACCGUGAAUGGAGUAUCACCUUUGGCGAUGAUCCCUGCGCUGCUUAG